Messenger RNA from Carassius auratus (goldfish), 7274 nucleotides. Its product is annotated as lipoma-preferred partner homolog. The record is from RefSeq and is a predicted model, not a curated record. Gene Ontology annotation, biological process: cell-cell adhesion. Bases 2965 to 4641 code for a protein of 558 amino acids. The transcript has 11 exons. Gene Ontology annotation, cellular component: focal adhesion; stress fiber. NCBI's taxonomy places the organism in Eukaryota, Metazoa, Chordata, Actinopteri, Cypriniformes, Cyprinidae.
ACUUAAUGUAUAUGUCAUUUCUUAAUCAUAAUUAAUUGUAAAAUUGACUAGCCAUUUUAACAGUGAACACCUAUUAUUUUCAAUGUACAACUUUAUAUUAAAGCAAUAUUAAGUUUAAACAGAACCUAAUGCAUAUAACUGUAUUCAUUUAUUAGUUUAGCAGGCACUAUUUAUAUUUAAGUGACUUGAAUGAGAAUAAUGAGGGCACUGCAAGCAGAAGUAAUUAAAUGCAUGGAGUUGUUCUCACGUUAAUAUGACCUUGAACUUGAAUUUGUCUGUCUGUCAAAUACUGAAGUUGAACUCCACAUCAUGAAUUCAAGUGUGAAUAUGUACGAGUAUGAGUAAAUAUGAUGAAGAGAAAGAUAAGCGCCUUUAACUGUGCUUCUACUUUUUAUAUGCAAGAAAUGUCAGGCCGCAAGUGUCUUUGCCUGACAAUAUUUCUCUUUCUAAAACACAAGGCUCAAUCCAGUUGUGAUGACUUAUGAUCUUCUUUAUGGUAACGAUGGGAUGCCAAUCAACAUCCAAAAUAGAAACUAUGGCGAUUUCAUUGAAUUCCCUGAAUUUACAGUAUGUGGGGUAUAUUUUGCGGUGAGACUUCGCUUUCUUGACUCAAAGUUUUAUUGUGGUACAACGCAAGUCUAUUUUCAUUUUACCGAAACGGCAUUUCUGUAGACAACCAGGAGACCCUCAUUAAAUUCCCGCCCAAUGUAUGAUUCUGUCACACCCACAAAACCCCUCUAGUUGCACUGAACCCGUUCUAUGGCUUGAUCUUGUUUGUCUUUUGUAAGACCCAAAAUUACUACAUUUAAACUAUUCUGGCGAAAGUGUGGAUGAACCAUGCUAUUCAGAUGACGAUGAGGUUUAUCUCAAACUGUUACCUUUAGAGUGUGCGGACACCACUGUCAUCAUCAUUCAAAACUAUUGCGGUACAUUCCCUAGCGCACAGAAAUAAAAAUGCAGAACCGGAGCACUGCUAUGAUAUUUGCAUCGACAGCUGAACAUGCAAACUUUCAGAUUUGAAUGCAAACUGCAGCGUGUGGUUGAGUGUUGGCGGGAGCUGAAGGGCAGGCCGCGUCUGAGAGAGUCAAACGCCCUGUUGAGUGGAUUAGACUAAACAGAUCAUAGUCUUAUCAAUGAGGUAUAUUACGUACACAGGUCUGGAUUACUAUUAUUCUGGCUGAUGAGUGAGCAUGCUACUCUCCCUUAGAAAUGCAUUGACAAUUCUAAAGAAUCUAAAUGAAAUUUUAAUGAGAUUUUAAUGAGACUUGUCUUAUUAUCCAAAUGAUAUUUCAGAAUAUAUUCCACCAGUAUUGCUGAGGAAGAAAUAUAGAGUUCAUUAAACCCACAUUGGCCCAUUGGGGCAUGUUGUCACACAGCAUGGGGUAAGUUGUCACAAUGGGAACCUGCCAUUAAACAGUCAAGUAUAGGUUUAGAGAGCAUGUUUAAAAGUUUAAAUAAAUACAUGAAACAUGUAAAACGGGUAAAAAGUAAUACAGAAACACAUUAAUUUCUUGUUGUUGUUUUGCCAGCAAAUAUUUUGAUUAAUAAAUGUCAUUUUAUUACAAGAGUCAACUUACUGAUCAAUCAAACAGAAAAUAAUUCUGUUAAUUUUAACUUUUUAUAUUGUUGACCCCAGCCGUCAAGGAACUUUUCAGCCCAACAUAAAAAUUGACUCCAUUUAAAGUUUGGCAUGUCAUUUACUCACCAAUGGAUCCUCUGUAGUGUUUGGGUGCCGUCAGAAUAAGGGCCUAAACAGCUGGUAGAAAAUAAAACCACACCCCGUUGUCCUCUUACAUCAAAAUCCACCAAUAUAUUUGUUUGGAACUGUUUUGUACUAUUUUUGUUUGUAAACCAUGUUUGAUCAGUUCAUAUUUCAAUGCUGAAUCAGACAAAAUUAUAUGUUCACUGGAGAAUGCAAUAUUAUGGAUAGAGACUCACAUUCUAGUGUGAGGUUAAAAAUGACUGAUUUGUUUAUUAGAAAUAUGCAUGCUGAUUAGUUAUUGACUGUUUAGAUGCUUUUAUCAGCUGUUUGAACUCUCACUCUGACAGCACCCAUGCACUGCAGAGGGCCCUUUAAUGUUGUUCAGAUGAAGAAACAAACUCAUCUACAUCUUCGAUGACCUUAGGGUGAGUAAAUCUGAGCAAAUUUGCAUUUUUUUGGGGUGAUUUAGCCUAUUCUUUUAAUGCAUGUCAAUUCAGAGUUUAGGCUAAAAUAAUAAAUAUGAAAAUACUGAAACUUUUGUUUGCUGCAUAGACUUAUUCCGCAUCUAGAAUUAUUCUAGUUAGGAAUACUUAAAAUGUAUAUAAUUGGACUUCUCAAUUAAAAUAUUAUAGUUACUAAAUAUAGUUCUUGUGACAACUUCCCUGUGCAAUAUCUAGCCUGGCUUUCUCUUACUCAACUCAGUGCUUACACUAACAUAUUUCAGUGAAUUACAUCUCGCAUUCUCCCUUCUAUAGCUUUUACAGUAAAUUGCUCCACAGAAUGUCAUUCAGAUCACAGCUGGUGGAAUGAAUCAAAUUAGAAAAAUGUCAUUUUCAUUAUUUGUAACAUCGAUUGCUUAAAUUUUAAGAUUGUAGCCGACACAAAGAGGACAGUGUCCAUGCCUUAAUAAGCAGUCAUGCAACAUAUGAUGCAUAAUCCCAGUUAUUACACUGUUUGCACAAUAAGGCAAAUACAGCCCUUGUGAGGAAGAGAUAUUGCCUGAGUGCUGGCUGAGACUGCCAUACAUGGGCAAAUUUCAGUGACUCUGUGUUUAAGUGUGUGUGUGUGUGUGUGUGUGUGUGCUGCGGGCUGGAAUUUCGCCUUCUGACGUCACUGCCUGUUACUCUCCCAGAUUUGGGAAAAAGAAGUUUCACUUUAAGUGGGGAUUUGAAACUCUGUGAUUCUUAGAAAGCGAGGUUUGUGAUCAUCUGGUGAUUGGUUUUUGCUCCUGAAAAAGAAUCAGAUUUCUUGACUCCAGAAAGAUGUGGGGUGGCCAUAACGAUGGUGACCAGCAAGGUCAUGUGAGUGCACGAAUGGAGACCAGCUUACCCAUGGGUACCACCAGUAUUUCUGUAUCCCAGCAACAGGCUCCUAAGAAGUUUGCUCCUGUUGUGGCUCCCAAGCCCAAGUUCAACCCCUAUAAACAACCCGGGGAUGCAACACACGAGGGAGCUGGAGACUAUCCCCCACCUCCUCCACCUGUCGUUGACACCAGUGGGCUCCCGUCUCCAUCCAGCUUCCCACCUCCUCCACCAAUUCAUGAGGCCUCCCUUGGCUUUCAGAUAAAAGGACCCGAGAAAACUAUAGAAGAGAGACGUUCUAGUCUAGAUGCUGAGAUCGACUCCUUGACCAGCAUCCUGGCCGACCUAGAGAACAGCUCACCAUACAAACCUCGCACGCCACAGAAUUCUGCCAGCCCAGCUGCGGCAGGCUCCAAUGCCCCUGUUACAGGCUAUCGGCGCAUGGUCAUCCCAAAUCAACCCCCUCUAACCGCCACCAAGAAAUCCACCCCGAAACCACAGGCCUCUCCGAACGCCCCUCCUCCGGCUUCGUCCUCACCACGACCCCAUUACCAGCCCGCUCCCCAGCCUGUCCCUGCAUCCUACACCACUGCCUCUACUCCGAGCCAGCCAACCUUCAAUGUUCAGGUCAGGGCCACCCAGCCUGGCCCCCAGCAGCAGCCGGUCCGUGGUCCAGCGCAGGUACAGUACAUGCCGGCUCAACCCAGAGGCCCUGAUUUUGCAUACGGGCCUCCGCAGCCUGGAUUCUGCCCUGCUCCAUCUGGAGGCUACCAGGACCAACACUAUGGUGGAGCUCCUGCUCAUGGAGGUCAGAACACAUGGAGAGCAGAGCCAAGUCACCAUGCUGCUCCUCCACCCAACCAAGGGUACCAGCCCGCUCCCCCGAAAAAAACCUACAUCACUGAUCCGCCUGCCAGCCUAGCACCCUUCGGCGGUGGGCCUUCUGCUCCUCAUAAGGGUCGCCCUGAGGAGGAACUGGACCGUCUGACAAAGAAGAUGCUGCAUGACAUGGACAAUCCCCCAUCUGAGGAGUAUUUUGGUCGCUGUGCAAGCUGUGGGGAGAAUGUGGUCGGUGAGGGCAUGGGUUGUACUGCCAUGGACCAGGUCUUCCAUGUGGGCUGCUUCAUCUGCAUGACCUGUGGCUCUAAGCUCAGAGGGAAGCCCUUUUAUGCCGUGGAGAAGAAGGCCUACUGCGAACCCUGCUAUAUCAACACCCUGGAGACUUGCAACAUAUGUAGUAAGCCCAUAAUGGAGCGUAUCCUACGGGCGACUGGGAAGGCCUAUCAUCCCCAGUGCUUCAUCUGUGUGGUCUGCCAUCGGAGUCUGGACGGCAUUCCCUUUACUGUGGACGCCUCCAACCACAUCCACUGCAUCGAAGACUUCCACAAGAAAUUUGCUCCUCGUUGCUCUGUGUGUAAAGAGCCCAUAAUGCCAGCACCUGGCCAGGAGGAGACUGUGCGUAUUGUGGCUUUAGACCGUGACUUCCAUGUGCAGUGUUAUCGCUGUGAGGAUUGUGGCUGUCUUCUCUCUGAGGGAGACAACCAGGGUUGCUACCCUCUGGAUGGCCACGUUCUCUGCAAAAACUGCAACACCAGUCGCAUCCAGGCCCUCACUGCCAAGGCCACGACUGACCUCUGAGUAACACACAUAUCUACAUGCAGGUCCCUGAGAAAUCCUGAGAAACACCAUAUCCUGUCACAUCACUGCACACAAAUAUUUAUGCUCAGACAAAUGCACAUGUACACACAAAGCUGUCUUUUCACUUAAGGGGCCACGACUUGUCUUGUCGCUCAUGCACCUCCACACACUGUGCCUUGUAUUAAAAUUGCACUCAGAAAUGUAUUCACCAGAGCCUUAACACAGCUGCUUGAAAAAACCUAAACAAAGUAGGCCUUAACAUAUAGAGAAAGACUAUUAGAUUCUAACUGAUGUCCACGGAGCUGUUCAGUUGUGAAGUGGGACAUUAAGAAAACCCUCAUAGAACAUCAUAGAAUCUACCUCUAAAAAGGGACCAUGCUGUCUUAUCACUAUGCAUUCCAGUAUGUAUCCAACCUGCAGCUUUCAUUUUAUUUUAAAUCUCUGCAUUGUAAUGUCACAAUCCAUCCCAACUUUCACACUGAGCUACUAGUCACACAAGUAUAGAUUCUCUGCAAUGGCUUUAUCAAAUAACGCAGAUACGAAAAUAAUUGGAAGUUUUCAUUACGCGUCAUUCAAGCUGGUUAAAAAUAAUUUUUAAAUCCUCUUAUGGUGGCUGUGAAAUUGGAGGUUUUAUGUUUGCUAAGGUACAAAAGACGGUAUAGAAAGACCUGGACAUCGACUCGUGCUUCAUCGGUAUGUUUUUGUAAACAUGUUUGGGAAUGCAUAUCCUUUCGAUUUACAUUUCUGAAUUUACCCUUUGAGUUGAAAAUGACCAAAGAGCUACAUUUACUUUCUCUGUGACAGCGUGUAUGUAUAUUAUUGUAUGCUAAUGAAAUUGAAUGAGGAGUAUUUUAUCCUUUAAGGACUGUGAAUGACCUUCAGUAGCUCAGAAGCCUAAAUACAUUGUGGUUCAUUCAGUGCGGUUUCCUGUAUCUUCCUCAGUGUACCGCUUAUAUUCAAAUGAAUUUAUCAAGAAAUAUUCUGCGCUUGGAACUUUUUUGUGGUUUGGUGGUGUUGUAUUUUUUUUCAGAAAUGCGCUCAGUUAUCACAUUGAUUUGUAUAUCAUGAGUGAAAAUGGUAAAAAGGUCUAAGGAUAAAAUGUAUGUAUUUAGAUAUGCACAGUAAAUUGUGCAAUAAUGCAACAGCAGAUCGAGAAUCGUUUGGUAUUAAAUGAAAAUUCUCAGAGGAAAAACUGUCAGAUUAGUGAUAAAAUGUGUGACAAUCAGGGCUGAAAGGAUGUUGGAAAUGUUUUAUUUUAUCUCAUUUGAUCUAAGACUUUAAGGGCUGAUGAGAGACAGCCUUGUGAGCAAUCUUUUAAGUGUCCUCAAAUUGUGAAUUUAUUGUAGUAUUAGUUGCGUACGAUAGAGAUAAGUAUUAAUAAAAAAUAGGAAAAACGUUUAUAGGGAAAAUCUAUUUUCUUUCAUAAUUUUGUACAUGGAUGAGACCAUUAUGCAAAUUUCUUCUUUGUUGUUGCAUUGACACUUUACUAAGAAGAAUAUGCAGACAUUUUUUAUUCAACGAGAAAUUGUUCAUGCUGUUCUUAAAGCUACAGUGCACACAUUUUGGGAAAAUCUGAAAUUAUGUAUAUAUAUCUACAGAGUGUCACUAUAAAUUGUGAGUUUUAGAGUGUUAACACCUCAGGAAAUUUCCAGUCAGUGUGCUGCAGUGAUGCCCCAGGGAACUUCCCCUCUGGUUGAAGGGUAAAUUCAGAUGUGAAAGUCAUGAUAUAUAUAUAUGCAAACAGAUAUAAAUAGACGGUUACAAGCACCUCUUGAUUUAUUAUGGCUGUUUGUGGAUUUUCAGUGUGUAAAAUGAAAUGUGCUGUAGCUUUAAGCCAUGAGAGCUUCAUUAGUGCUUCAUUGCUUCAAUCUGUACCUCUCUUACCUUUUCUAUAUGUGCCUUUUUCAGCUUGUGAGAAACUGAGGUGGUGUUGUUUGAACACAAACACAGCUGUGGCUUGUGGCUGAUGAUAUGUCUUUGAAUGGUCCAUUUUGUUUUUGUUACCGGUUUUUUUUUUUCCACACUACUUAGAGGCUAUGCAUGUUCGCAACUUGAACCAAUCUUUAUUUCCAGGUUUUAUAUAGAAAGACCAAAUAUUUUAAGACUUAAUUAGAUAUUUCAUUGUAUUGUCUUUAAAAGCAUUAAGUGUUAUUGGAAAGAGAAUUAUUGCUGUAUAACUUGGCACAUUUAGGUUGUCCUUCCUCCUUUUUUGCUUUACUGCUUAUUCCCCAAUCCCAUCUCAAGUUCUUUUUAUUCAAAUUUCUUAUAGAUGUGCUUCAUCUGUUAAGCAGUUUUGCCCAUUUGAGUUUUUUUUUUUUUUAAAUUGAUUUGUUCUCUUCAAGUUUUGGAUCAGGAUGCAAUUUAAAACACUUUGUACCACGUUUACCCGUUUGUGAUCAUUACAGUAGCAAUAGCCUGAUGAUUAUGAUUGUCUUGAAAUAUGUGGUAUAUUAGAAUUUUCAUGCAUGAGGCACUUUUUUUUUUUUUGUCAAAAAAAAAAAAAAUGCAUAAAACAACCUAAUCUGUGCCCCAGUGACAUUCUAAGUAUAGACUUGGAUUCUGUUCUUACACUCUGUUGUUUUUGAUUACAUAACAACUUCCUCUAUAAUUAAUAAAUCUUUUGAAAACCUCCA